UUGAAGAAAAUGGCAACGAACAUUCUACCAGCGAAAUUCGAGGGAGACGAUAUCGUAGCAUGGCUAAGAGAGUUCGAUGCGUGUGCUUUAGCAAAUGGUUGGAAAGACGAAGACAAGAUCAAAAAACUUCCCGCGUUUCUACGAGGACGAGCAGCCACUCAUUUCUAUACGAUUCCCGACGAGGAGAGAUCAACUUACGCCGCCGCGACAAAAAAGUUAAAAGAAGCCCUUUGUCCACCAGUUGAAAGGGAAAAUAACUAUGUAAAAUUUGAAGCUCGGAUGCUCCGUGUCGGCGAAGACCCAUCUAUUUACAAGUGGGAAUUGGAGCAACUCUUAGAAAAGGCUGACCCGACACUAGGAGACGAAGCGAAAUCUGCCUUAUUGUCGCGCCAAUUCAUGCGUGGUCUGCCAAACACAAUACGAGAAAAACUGUUAGCGCACAACCCAACACCAACCUUAACCGAAAUGCUAAGCUUUGUACAGCGCUAUAGAGCAAUUGAAGAACAUAAACCCGGUUCUACCAGCGCGAGCACAGCAGCAGAAAACACGAACGCCAACAUCGACCGACUGGUAGGUUUAGUAACCGAACUCGCUACUCGACAGAAGACGCUCGAGGAUCAACUGGCCACGUCUCAACAGAUGUACACCGCAGCAAUUAAACAACAGGAUCGUAACCGACCCAGGGUCACUUGCUUUCGUUGUGGAAAACAAGGCCACCUGGCCCGCGAUUGCCGCAGCCCUAGCCAACGCCAAGACCGCUCCAACGUUCGAUGCUACGAAUGCCACAGAUACGGGCACUUCGCACGAGAAUGUGGAAAUUAUGCGCCUUUAAACUACCAAGGGGCGUCUCGAGGACACACAGGCCAGUAGACAGCCCCGACACAAGUAAGAACUGUGAUUUUUAUAAUAAUGUUAGCGUUAGUAGUGGUACUAACCACACUGAUAUUAAUUUACCUGAACACCCGUUUGUUGCUUGUUUCAUUGACGGUGUACCUGUCAAUGCUCUAUUAGAUACUGGAUCAAUGAAGUCCUUCAUAAGCGAUAAAGUCCUGCAUGUAAUAGACUUUGACUGUGUUCGAUUAGACACGUCGCAAUCACAGCGUUGUACGUCGAUUACUGGGGGGGAGUUAAAUAUUGUAGGAAGCAUAUCUACAAAUGUAACCAUGCACCGGUCUAAACAUAAGUACCAUAGUUCGUUUCUUGUCAGUAGCAAUAUACCUUACGACUGUGUUCUGGGAUGGGACUUUAUUAUGCGGCAUACAUUAAGUGUUCAAGGGAGUGUUUUGGGAGGGCGAAGCAGUUAUCAGCUAGUGGGGACUUAUGGGAAAUGCCCAAUACAGUCGGAGCAUCCAGCAAAUAAGGUACAAUCGAAUGGAGUUGUGAUAACAGAGAAGGACUCGCCAGUCGUUCCUCCCAACAACUCCAGCAGAGACAGUGCAGUGCUGACGCAAUCACUGUCCAGAGGUAUCAAUAAAGUGACAUUGUCUGAGGGAGUGGCAAUUCCGGCUCGGUCGGAAAUAAUAAUUGAAGGUAAGAUACAGGCGAAAGAUGUUUCACAGGUUGGCAUGAUAUCAGCUAGUCAGUCAGAUAGCGUAAAACAUUUAAAAGGACUACAUGUAGCUCAUUUAGUUGUCACCCCUAUAGGUAAAACAGUUCCAAUUAGAAUAGCGAAUACCACAGAAGGCGAAAUCGAACUACAAAAAGGGUGCAAAUUGGCUGAAUUUUGUCCACUAAUUGAACCGAAUACCGUCGACACUAACAAAUUUCCGGUUAAUUGUAAUGCCGUCAAAACAACUCCGUUCACGCAACAAAUAGAUUCUAUGUUAGAUCCAGAUUUAAGUCAGCCCGAAAAACAACAAGUGAAACAAGUAUUGCAUGAGUUUCAAGAACUUUUUAGCGACAACAUUAGCCUAACCAACAUUGUGCAUCAUACAAUUGACACGGGUGAUAAUCCACCCAUUAGGCAACGCGCCAGGCGAAUGCCAUAUGCAUAUCGCGAAGAGGCCGAAAAACAAAUCACAGACAUGUUAGAUCAAGGCAUAAUCCGUCCCAGCACUAGCCCUUGGGCCAGCCCAAUCGUCCUAGUUCGCAAAAAGUCAGGUGAACUUCGCUUUUGUAUUGAUUACCGCAAACUCAAUCAAAUCACACGCCAUGACGCUCAUCCCUUGCCUCGGGUGGAUGACCUCUUGGACUCGGUUGGACAUGCAAAAUACUUUACAACUCUAGACUUAAAAAGCGGCUACCACCAAAUUCCCGUCCACCCAGAUGACCGCGCAAAAACAGCUUUUGUUACACAUGCUGGCUUGUAUGAGUUUAACCGGAUGCCCUUUGGGUUAGCUACUGCGCCUGCGACAUUUCAACGAGCCAUGGAACUCGUUUUAGCUGGUCUGACAUUCAGCAUUUGCCUUUGUUACUUAGACGACGUCAUCAUUUUUAGUAACAGUAUCGCUGAACAUUGUGAUAGGUUAAGAGCGGUCCUUGCUCGUUUUCAGCAACAUAAUCUGCGUUUAAAUUUGUCAAAAUGUACUUUUGCAGCGCGAAAGGUUGACUAUUUGGGACAUGUGAUAUCCGAAGCGGGCAUUAGUCCUCUUCCAUCAAAAGUGGCAGCAAUAAAACAAAUUCCUGCACCUAAGACCGUAAAAGAAGUCCGAAGUUUUUUAGGUUUAUCUGGAUAUUACCGGCGUUUUAUCAAGAGUUAUGCAUCUAUUUCGGCCCCUCUCACUAAAUUGACUACAAAAACCGAGGCUAAGCAAUUUGACUGGACUCCAGAGUGUCAGCAGGCGUUUCACACCUUGAAAACAUGCCUCUGUAAUUCGCCAGUUUUAGUCCAUCCUAACUUUGACAAAGAAUUCCUGCUACAGACGGACGCUUCAGAUAUAGGAUUAGGUGCCGUACUCUCACAGCUUGACGACAAUGGGUUAGAACGACCCAUAGCAUACGCAUCUAAAAUUUUAUCGGUUCGCGAACGUAAAUAUUGCACAACAGAAAAGGAAGCAUUUGCGGUUGUAUUUGGUACUCGCACUUUUCGCACAUACUUGCUCGGUCGCCCAUUUAAAGUGAUAACGGACCAUAGCGCUCUACAAUG
This is a messenger RNA of Dendronephthya gigantea, 3085 nucleotides long. RefSeq lists its product as uncharacterized. The coding region runs from base 10 to 870 and encodes 286 amino acids. The record is from RefSeq and is a predicted model, not a curated record. The transcript has a single exon. Gene Ontology annotation, molecular function: nucleic acid binding; zinc ion binding. Lineage: Eukaryota; Metazoa; Cnidaria; Anthozoa; Malacalcyonacea; Nephtheidae.